GUUCUCUGUUUCUCCUCAUCGCGAACCCUUUACCAUUCUCUUUCUCGAAACCUCAGUAACGAAAAACACGCCUCCGUCGCCGCCAUGGCCGCAAUCGCACGACUCAGGGUCGCCGCGGUGCCGCUGAGGGCCCUCGUGCUCCGGUGUAACCGGGGGUUUGGAUCGGCGGCCGCUGCACAGUGCUACUACGAGGAUGACGAGGAAGAGGAGUGCGCGGCACGCGGCAUGCUUGACGCACACGGUUGCAAGCCGGAGCGCGGAGUGCAGUGGGUGAUGAUAGGGGAGCCUGGAGCUAGGAGGAACCUCUUCGCGCAGAGGCUCUCGAAGCUUCUAGAAGUUCCUCACAUUUCCAUGGCUACGCUCCUCAGCCAGGACCUCAACCCUCGCUCCUACCUCUAUCACCAAAUAGCAAAUGCUUUAGAUCAUGGAAAACUUGUCCCACAGGAAAUUAUUUUUGGGCUGCUAAAGAAGAGACUGGACGAUGGGUACUCAAGAGGUGAAACUGGGUUUAUUCUUGAUGGUUUCCCUCGAACAAGGGUCCAAGCUGAGAUCCUUGAUCACAUUGCUCAUGUUGAUCUGGUGGUGAACUUCAAAAGUUCCCAAGAGGAAUUAGUUAAAAAGAAUUUUGGAAAUCGAAAAUUUAAUUCUCGCCAAGAAUAUAUUCUUAUGACCAGCUCCAGGAACCCAACGAAACAAUUGCCUGAUGAUAAUCAAAGUCAUGAAGACGAGUGCAAGCUAUUGGAAGAUUACUACAGGAAGCAGAAGAAACUUCUGAACUUUGAAUUAGCAGGUGGACAUGGUGAAACCUGGCAGGGACUUCUAGCUGCGCUACAUCUUCAGCAUAUUAAUGCUCUUAGUUCUUCACAGAAGUUAACGGCGUGAAGGGCCACCAAUCUUCUAUGGCAUCAAUCCGUUGUCGGCAUUUUAGUAUGUGAAUAUGAGGACUACAACAAUUUCGUAGAAAUUUUGUGUCGGUUUCUAUAUUGAUUGUUUUGCAAAAUUUUGAGAAUGCUAGUUUGUUCUGUAGCGCAAAAGUUCAGAAGUAUGAAUCAAUACCCAAUGUAUGGUCCUAAAUCCUUCUAGUGGAUGUGUUGUCUUUAUUUUUGUUCAA
Vigna umbellata (rice bean) is the source of this 1111-nucleotide messenger RNA. RefSeq names its product P-loop containing nucleoside triphosphate hydrolases superfamily protein. Gene Ontology annotation, biological process: nucleobase-containing compound metabolic process. Gene Ontology annotation, molecular function: nucleobase-containing compound kinase activity; ATP binding. NCBI's taxonomy places the organism in Eukaryota, Viridiplantae, Streptophyta, Magnoliopsida, Fabales, Fabaceae. The record is from RefSeq and is a predicted model, not a curated record.